AUGGGCGCCAACGAGUCAAAGCCGUCUCCGGCACAUGUGUUCAAGGCCUCUGGGCCGAGUUCGGUGUCACAGGACCUGGUCGAUUCGCUGCAAUCAAACCAUGAGACUGAUGCUUCUCGAUCCCGCCUCGCGGAGGCUCAAAUCCAGGCUCGCGUCGCCGCCGAGCUCCAGAAGCACCUCUCACAACAAUCAGAUGCUCUGCGCAGCGCACACGAGGGCAUUGCGUCCGCCGAGGACAAGAAGGCCGACUCCAGCAAGUCCACACCGGCUGUGAACAAGCAAAUCGAAAACCUGCGCCAUCUCCUGGAGGAACGGAAGCAGGUACGCCCUCUACCCGACAGCGUGGACGGCGCACGGGGGGAGCUAGUGCGGUGCCUGACUGAGAACGACCGCCGACCACUGGACUGCUGGGCCGAGGUGGAAAAAUUCAAGACCGAGGUCAAGAAGCUGGAACAAGAGUGGGUGAACAAGGUGACGUCGUAA
Molecule: messenger RNA, 483 nt
Organism: Emericellopsis cladophorae
Lineage: Eukaryota; Fungi; Ascomycota; Sordariomycetes; Hypocreales; Bionectriaceae
Product: altered inheritance of mitochondria protein-like protein
Exons: 3
Coding region: 1-483 (160 amino acids)
Source: RefSeq, a predicted model, not a curated record